AUGCAACUCUUCAACACGUUUUUUUCCCUUGCGGCAUUCGCGGCCUGCCUGACCCCGGUCCUCUCCGCUCCUGUUGCAGAGCCGAAUCUAGACACGACCUCGCUGGUCGUCAAGCGUGGUGCGCUUAGUGAUACUGCCCAGAACUGCUACAACGAUGUUAAGAAGACGUGUGAUGGGAUUAUCAUCAAGAUUGACACUGCCGUCGAUGCAAAGAUCGACGUCGAUCUUGCUACCAAGAUCGUCGCAGACCUCGAGGUCAUCGUCACUCUGAUUGUGCAGCUGGGUGUCGACCUCGAGGCCAAGAUCAACGCUAGCGGUCUCACGGUCGCGGACGUCAAGGCCUGCGUCGACAUCGUCAUCAGACUCGUCGGACUCUGCGCCUCUAUCUUGCUCAAGAUCAAGGCCCACCUUUCCGCCAGCGUCAGCGUCAGCGUUUUUGCAGCUGUGGUUUUGAAGUUGUACGCUUGCAUCAAGAUCGUCAUCGACUUGUGCAUCAACGUCUGCCUUGGCAAGAUUGGCGGUCUCUCGGUGAUUGACCUCACCCUCGUGGCUGACCUGGUAGUGAAGCUCACUGCCUGCCUUACGGUCUUCGUCAAUGCUUGCCUUGCCCUGGGUGUCAGCAUCUAG
This is a messenger RNA of Parathielavia appendiculata, 627 nucleotides long. RefSeq lists its product as uncharacterized. Bases 1 to 627 code for a protein of 208 amino acids. The record is from RefSeq and is a predicted model, not a curated record. Lineage: Eukaryota; Fungi; Ascomycota; Sordariomycetes; Sordariales; Chaetomiaceae. The transcript has 3 exons.